Messenger RNA from Mercurialis annua (annual mercury), 1515 nucleotides. RefSeq names its product F-box/FBD/LRR-repeat protein At1g16930-like. The coding region runs from base 23 to 757 and encodes 244 amino acids. Gene Ontology annotation, molecular function: protein binding. The transcript has 3 exons. NCBI's taxonomy places the organism in Eukaryota, Viridiplantae, Streptophyta, Magnoliopsida, Malpighiales, Euphorbiaceae. The record is from RefSeq and is a predicted model, not a curated record.
UUAUAGGGAAGAUAUAAAUAUUAUGAGUGACUUAAGUAUAUAUAAAAGGCAGAGGCAGAGUAAUGAACCUCAAAAUGAAGGAGAUACAAGCAUGAAGAAUUUGAACAAUUUACUUGAUGAUGUUCUUGUAGACAUUAUAUCCCGUCUCGAUAUAAAAGAGGCCAUCAGAACUAAUGUUCUGUCCAAAAGAUGGGAAUAUCUUUGGGCAUCCAAAUCUGAUUUUGACUUUGAGGAAGGAUGUAAUGACAUGAGAUAUUUCAUGUGUAUUGUGGAUAGAGCUUUUGCGUCUCGUAAUUCUUCUAGCAUAAAUGAAUUCCGUCUCUCUUGUGAAGUCGGGCAUGAUGAUUCCCACAUUAAGACAUGGAUAUGUGCUGCGGUAAAGAGAAAUGUUCAUGCGGUCAACAUUAUACUUGAUGGUGUUUUUGUUUUGCCUUCUUGCCUGCUCACUUGUGCAACAUUGACAUCAUUAUGUUUAUGCUUGCCCUAUGAUUUGAGGGUUCCUACGCCGAUUAGUUUGUCAGCUCUGAAGUUUUUGGUACUGGAUUCUGUUAAAUUUUCAGCUGAUAAUUCCAUACAGAAGCUAUUGUCCGGUUGUCCGGUCCUGGAGAAGCUGGAAUUUUGCGAAUGCAAUUGGACAAAGCUCUCUUCUUUGAGCAUCUCUGCCCCCAUGCUCCAGAGCUUGGAAAUUAUCGAGAAUUUAUGGUUUAGAUCAUCCAAGCAAUUCAGAUGGUUGUCACGUUGCAAUUUUGGGAACUAAUAACUUUAAGUCCUUUACUUAUUGUGGUUCUCUGGAAAAUGAGUAUUGCAUUUAUAACUCACCCUCGAUAGAAAAUGCACACAUAGACAUUAAUUACAGUGGUGGAAGAGGAAAAAAGGUUGCCUAUAAAGCACAUAAACUCAUGAACGGACUUGCUAAUGCUGAGAAACUAAUUCUUAUAAAUGAAAUCAUGAAGGCUCUCUCUGCUGCAGAAGAACUCCUUCCCCAGUUCCCUAUAUUCCGGCGUUUAGCUCAUUUACGGUUGGAAAUUCCAUUUGUGAAUUUAGAUUGUAAACCUCUAUUGAAGUUGCUGCGAUGCUCUCAUUAUCUCAAAACCAUCGAAUUCUACGAGGGAAUAAGUCUUUCCUCGCCUUUCAAGCAAGAUGAUGAUCUAUUGAAUCCAGUGCCACCUUGUUUAUUGAAUGAGGUAAAGAGCAUUAAGAUCAGAAAUUUUGUUGGAAAUAACAUAUCAUUGCAUGCCGUGAAGCUUUUGCUGAAGAAUGCGUUGGUGCUGGACAAUAUGACCAUCAUUAUUUGCUCUGAGAAAUUAGGGGGCCAGCACCGAAGGGCGAUCGAACAGUUAACGAAAUUACCUAAAGGGUCUGAAAGCUGUGAGGUAAUUGUUUAUUCAUCAUAUCACUAACAGUGACACUUUAUCCAGAAGCAGAACCAUUUUGAGGCUUGAAUUGCCUACUUUUGCUUGUAAAUUCUACCACUAACAUUAACAUGUUAUUAUCCUAUCUGAUAGAUGUGUAGAA